CUCGACGGGGUUAUGGUUAUGCGUGGAUGCUGAUUCCAGCGUGGGUUUAGAUUGGUUUUUUUUUGUUAUGAGAUAUGGUGAUGAUUAGAAUGCAAUAAACAAUAUUCCAAUCACCUCACCAUGUCGCGCCCUUUUCCCUACGCUUUCAUCUCCUGUCCCUGCGCCAACACCCCCGUUCCGGACCCGGCCAAGAAGCGGAGAUCGAGAGACUCGCCGCAGAAAUCCAACCCGGACAAACCCAAGAAGCCUCUCCUGCUCCCGGACGACGAUGAAGAUGAACAGACCUUCGACCCUCGGUCUCCGCGCGCCAAUUUCUCCCUAUACCCCCCGGAACAGCUGCUCUACUGCGAGGACUGCCAUCAGAUCAAAUGUCCGCGAUGCAUAACGGAGGAGAUUGUGUGCUGGUAUUGUCCGAACUGUCUGUUCGAGACGCCCAGUAGCAUGGUUCGGAGUGAGGGGAAUCGAUGCGCUCGCAAUUGCUUCAAUUGCCCGAUCUGCACCGCUCCCUUGGCAGUCAACACCCUCGAAAACGUCGUGACCGGCGGCACCAGCCAACAAGGCCCCUGGGUGCUGUCGUGCGGAUACUGCAUGUGGUCGACCCUGGAUAUCGGCAUCAAGUUCGACAAGCCCACCAACAUUCGCACCCAACUGUCCAAGAUGACCGACGCCACGCCCUCUCGCUCGAGACAGAUGUCCCGGACGUUCGGGGACCUCAAAUCCCCUCUCUCCACCUACUCUUCCAUCGACGAGGCAUUCCUACCGCCGGGAGAGAGCAAGCCCGACGACCCCCUGGACCAGCCCAGCGCCCCCCUCAACCCCGACGCCCGAUUCAACGCCCUCAAGAACUUCUACAAGAACCAAAUCUCCGCGACAUCUUCCUCACCCACCGACCCCCUGGGCAUGGACUUUGGAGCCGGAUUCUCCUCCCCCGGGGCCCUCAACCGCAUCAUGUCCCUCUACACCUCAUCCUCCCGACUCAGCAGCCUCUACGGCGGCGCCAACAAGAAGCCCAAAACCAAACCGCCCGUCAUGCGCGAAGCCCUCACCCCCGGCGAAGGCCUCAAGGUCCCCUCCUCGGACGCAGAAGACGCACUGAUCCACCGCAUGGCGUCCCCAGACUGCGGCUGGGACGGACUGGCAUCCCUGGAACAACGGGCCUUUCAAUCCCCGGACGCCCGGUUCGUAGACGACCUCCUCCCGCUCCCUGUCCUACUUCGCACGAAACGGUCCAAACGAUGCAAGUCGUGCAAGCACAUCCUCGUCAAACCGGAACUGAAGCCGCAGUCCACGCGGUUCCGCAUCCGCCUCAUCGCCCUCAGCUACAUUCCCCUGCCGACGUUACGGCCGCUGAACCCGGGCCCCCAACCCGCUGUGACCGUUCCACCGACCCCCACGGUACCAGGUUCCACGACGAACCCGAACCUAGACGCCCUGUCCCCGCUGCGACCCAUCCAGCUGCUCCUCACCCUCAAGAAUCACAUGUUCGAUCCCGUCCGCGUCACCCUCGCCACGCCCUCCGUCACCCCCGGUCGCGUGGCCUCCAAAGUGACAAUCCUCUGUCCCCAGUUCGACAUUGGCGCCAACAGCGACGUAUGGGACGAAGCGCUCCAGGGCGCGUCAGCAACCAACACCAACACCACCACCAACACCGCGACCCCUGCCACCGCCACCACCAGUACCUCCGACCCGCGAGGUUCCCGAUCCGGCGGCCUCGGGGUCUACGAGAAAGUCGCAGAAGCCGGCAAAGUGUGGGACAAGGGACGGAACUGGACGACGGUGGUCUUGGAAGUCGUACCGGGGACCUUACCGGGGGGGAUCAAACGGAACCCGAAGAAAUAUCCCGCCAAUGAACUAGAAGACACCACCAAAACCAACAACAACAACGACGACGACGAAGAGAACUCCAACUCCGACAGUGACAGUGACAGCAGCGUAGCCCUAGACUGGAGCGGCCAAACCUCCGAUCCGAACCAACAACUCCAGCCGGAUGAAGACGUCCUGGAGAUCCCGGUCUUCGUGCAUAUGGAAUGGGACUCGGAUAAUCAGAUUGAUCAGGAACAGGGCGUGGGACGGGGAUCGAGUUCCGAUACGGUGAAGAGGGAAUUGGCGUAUUGGAUGGUCUUGGGGGUGGGGAGGAUUCUGAGAGAGGUGGUGUAGUUGUGAUGUUGUUUUUGUUGGGUUGUGUAGAUUGGAUAGUGAUACCUUCUUUCUUAUUUUACUUCCUUGUUUUACUUGAAAG
Messenger RNA from Aspergillus ibericus CBS 121593, 2239 nucleotides. Its product is annotated as putative dynactin Arp1 p62 subunit RO2. The record is from RefSeq and is a predicted model, not a curated record. Bases 121 to 2157 code for a protein of 678 amino acids. Gene Ontology annotation, cellular component: dynactin complex. The transcript has 3 exons. Lineage: Eukaryota; Fungi; Ascomycota; Eurotiomycetes; Eurotiales; Aspergillaceae.